Drosophila sulfurigaster albostrigata is the source of this 2078-nucleotide messenger RNA. It is a transcript of the gene DIP-gamma, whose product is annotated as lachesin. The record is from RefSeq and is a predicted model, not a curated record. Gene Ontology annotation, cellular component: neuron projection. NCBI's taxonomy places the organism in Eukaryota, Metazoa, Arthropoda, Insecta, Diptera, Drosophilidae.
UCAACAGCACUUGGGAUUGAUGCAGCUGCAGUAAAAUCAAAGCAAUUGGCACAAACAACGCACAGCAACAGCAACAACCACAACAAGAACAAUAACAACAAAGUGGCAAAUAGAAAUAGCAAUCGAAAUACAAAAAGAAAUCGAAAUCGAAAUAGAAAAUCGAAAAUUCAAAUGCAAAUAGAAAUUGCGGCGGUCGCAACACAAAAAAAAUAGCCAUAAAAUAGCAACGACAACAAGCGGCAACAGCUGCAGCAAAUAACAAACGUCAGCUGCAAAUCGCAAAAAACAAGCCACAGCAACAACUACAACAACAAUUGAAACAACAACGACAACAAUCAGCAGCAAUAGCAACAAAAUGGAGUGGCAUUUAGGCCCUCUCUUUAUCAUUUUGAUAAUGGCCGCCAAAUGUGGCAGCGGCAAUGGCAUGCCACAGAGUCAGCAACAUCAUGAGUCAAAUUCACAGCUGGAUCCGGAUCCGGAGUUUAUUGGCUUCAUCAACAAUGUCACGUAUCCGGCUGGUCGUGAGGCCGUUCUCGCCUGCUCGGUGCGCAAUCUGGGCAAGAAUAAAGUGGGUUGGCUGCGUGCCUCGGAUCAAACGGUCCUCGCCUUGCAAGGACGCGUCGUUACGCACAACGCCAGGAUCAGUGUCAUGCACCAGGACAUGCACACCUGGAAACUGAAGAUCAGUAAGCUGCGUGAAAGCGAUCGAGGUUGCUACAUGUGCCAGAUCAACACGAGUCCCAUGAAGAAGCAGGUCGGCUGCAUCGAUGUCCAAGUGCCGCCGGACAUCAUUAACGAGGAGUCGUCGGCGGAUUUGGCGGUGCAGGAGGGCGAGGAUGCGACACUCACAUGUAAGGCCACCGGCAAUCCGCAGCCGCGUGUCAUUUGGCGACGCGAGGAUGGCGAAAUGAUUCUCAUACGCAAACCCGGCAGUCGCGAGCUCAUGAAAGUGGAGACAUACAAUGGCUCAUCGCUGCGGCUGCUGCGACUCGAGCGACGUCAGAUGGGCGCCUAUCUCUGCAUAGCCUCCAACGAUGUGCCGCCGGCCGUCAGCAAGCGCGUCUCUCUCAGUGUGCAAUUUGCGCCCAUGGUGCGUGCACCCAGCCAGCUGUUGGGCACACCGCUGGGUUCCGAUGUGCAGCUAGAGUGCCAAGUGGAGGCUUCCCCCUCGCCCGUCUCCUACUGGCUGAAAGGCGCACGCACCUCGAAUGGUUUCGCCAGCGUCUCAACAGCGAGCCUCGAGUCUGGCUCGCCGGGUCCUGAAAUGUUGCUCGAUGGGCCCAAAUAUGGGAUAACGGAGAAGCGCGAUGGCUAUCGCGGCGUCAUGUUGCUUGUGGUGCGUUCCUUUUCAGCCUCCGAUGUGGGCACCUAUCACUGCGUCAGCACAAAUUCGCUGGGUCGUGCCGAGGGCACACUGCGGCUAUACGAAAUCAAGCUACAUCCGGGCGCUUCGUCGAGCAACGAUGAGCAUCUAAAUUACAUAGGCGGUCUCGAGGAAGCGACGCGCAAUCUGGCCGCCAGAAGGGAAGCGACCACGUGGCAGCUUUCGUUGCUGUUGUCGAUGCUGCUGUUGCUGCCACUUCGGUUGCCACCGUGGGACGCGUGAUAUCAAAACUGAGCGAGAGCCGGCAAUCAAGUAUUCCUACAGGUGUUAUCCCUCAGUCUCCCUUGAAAAAACACACACACAAAACAAAAAAUAUAUAAUAACAAUUCUCUCCAGCUUAAGCUCCCGCUCAAGUUUUCCCCUUUUUCCCUAAAAAAAACUUUUGUUGAACCAUAUCGAUGCAAGGUGAAUGCCAAAAAAAGAAAAAGCAAAAAUAUAUAUAUAGUACAUACAAUACAUAUAUCAUUUACAUACGUAUCACGAUCAAUGUUGUUUCCCCUCCGUCGAACGUCGAAAAGAUAUCAAAAAACAAAAACACAAAUCGAAUGCCAAACUGCCCCCAAAAAUAAACAAAAAAAAAAAAACAAAAAAUAUGUCGCAUAAUGUUAAAUUGCAUAUAAUUAAACACGAAAUACUAUAAAAUAGUGCAUAAAUAUAAUUAACGAAAAAUUAUUGAAUAAAUUAUCGCAAAAAA